Hypomesus transpacificus is the source of this 819-nucleotide messenger RNA. RefSeq names its product small integral membrane protein 30-like. NCBI's taxonomy places the organism in Eukaryota, Metazoa, Chordata, Actinopteri, Osmeriformes, Osmeridae. The transcript has a single exon. Bases 8 to 250 code for a protein of 80 amino acids. The record is from RefSeq and is a predicted model, not a curated record.
AUGUCAUAUGACCACGACGCACGCGCCACGCUUCCACCGAGUGAACAGAACAGGAGUUAACAUGGCAUUUGUGUGCGAUGAUCGGACCGGUACUUUAAUUCUGUACUUUCUGUAUCUGUUUUUCAUUCCCGUCGUCGAGGCAUUUGAUGGAGGAGAUGCUGUUGCGUUGCUUUUGGGAGUGACUAUAUCAAUUGUGGGGUUCUGCGCGUGCAUCGGAUGGUACGCACGCAGGAGAAACGGGCAGUUCUGAUAAACAAACCCUCACGAGGGCUUUGUGGCAUCCUGCCUGGCCCGCAUUUGGAACUAUGUCCUUGCACCCAUCCUUCACGAUUUUGGAUAAUCAUUUCGUUUCGAAUAACUCCUGACAGAGUGACAAAAUGACUGACAAGAAACGUGCCUUAUCGGAUAACGUAAGAUACGUUGACUAUAUAGGGUCUCACACUGUGGCGUCGAACACAAACAGGAAGUUUGGAAAAAGGAACUAUGCACGAACACCGAACACACUGAACCGCUCUACGGAACCAAGCGAAAAAACCCUGUCACAAACCGUAUGGGCUUACGCGAUCGUGAGCUUAAAAAUGUAGGCUUAUUACCCCACCUAAUUGUAGCAUUACAUGAUCAUAGCAAACGUGUCACUGGAUGGUUAUCUUCUAAAUGUGUGUUAACUUGUCUAACUGAAUGUUUGGCGAUAUAGCCUAUUACUGCAGAAGCACAAUGGAACUGAAAUACUCUAUUUUCCAUCCUUCAGGCCUAAUUAGGCCUAACAUAUAGGCGAAUGCUUUCUAUGAAUAAUAAAUUAUAGCUUUGAUGUUCAUUAGA